Messenger RNA from Dioscorea cayenensis subsp. rotundata (Guinea yam), 1153 nucleotides. Its product is annotated as serine/arginine-rich splicing factor RS2Z32-like. Gene Ontology annotation, biological process: mRNA splicing, via spliceosome. Gene Ontology annotation, molecular function: mRNA binding; zinc ion binding. The transcript has 7 exons. The record is from RefSeq and is a predicted model, not a curated record. Gene Ontology annotation, cellular component: nuclear speck. The coding region runs from base 76 to 981 and encodes 301 amino acids. Lineage: Eukaryota; Viridiplantae; Streptophyta; Magnoliopsida; Dioscoreales; Dioscoreaceae.
CACAAUUGAUCCGCCGGUUCGCGCAGUCUUCGAGCAAGUCUAGGGUUUCCUCCGCUCCUCUUCGAUCUCGCUGAAAUGCCUCGUUAUGAUGAUCGAUAUGGCAACACAAGAUUGUAUGUUGGGCGUUUGUCCUCGCGCACUCGCUCUCGUGAUUUGGAGCACCUCUUCAGCAGAUACGGAAGAGUACGGGACGUGGAUAUGAAGCAUGAUUUCGCCUUUGUUGAGUUUAGCGAUCCAAGGGAUGCUGAUGAUGCAAGAUACAGCUUGGAUGGUCGGGAGUUUGAUGGAAGUCGCAUUAUUGUAGAAUUUGCUAGGGGGGGACCUAGAGGUUCUCGAGAAUAUCUAGGAAGAGGGCCACCUCCUGGAUCUGGUCGUUGCUUCAAUUGUGGGAUUGAUGGGCAUUGGGCUCGAGAUUGCAAAGCUGGAGACUGGAAAAACAAAUGCUAUCGCUGUGGAGAAAGAGGACACAUAGAGCGAAACUGUCAGAACAGUCCUAAGAAUCUUAAGCGUGGCAGUGGCAGGAGCUAUUCUCGUUCUCCAUCUCCUUAUCGUGGUGGUAGGAGUCGGAGCAGAAGCUACAGUCGAAGCCGGAGCUACAGCCGAUCAAGGACCCCACCUCCGAAGAGAUCAGGACGCAGCACUGAAAGAGACGAGAGAAGGUCAAGGAGCCCAAGGGGUAGCAGAAGUCCUGUGCCCAAAAAGAGCCCACCACCAAGCCGCAGCCACAGUGCCUCCCCGAUUGGUAGCCGGAGCCCUAGAGAUCGUCUUAGCCCUGUUGCUAAGGAACACAGGCAACCUGAACAGGAGCGCAAUGGGUCCGAUUACAGCGAGAGCCCUAGGAGGGAGAACAGAGAUGACAGCCGGAGCCCAGCCCGGUACCGCAGCCCCGACACCAAUGGCCGUGGCGCUAGCCCAAUGGAUGACAGAGAUGAUGGCAAUCAUGCAUCAUCGCCCAGGGGAAGCGAGUCCCCUCAGGACUGAUUGAUCCAGUCUCUUCUUGCUUUUCCUGAUAUCAUGCAAUACACUUUGCAUGAACAAAAUAAGUUACCAGUGUUAUGUUGCAGAACUGAUUUCUUAUUUGCAUUCUGAAUAGUCUCUUAUUUGCUUAUAUUGUGUCUGUAGGAGUUUUCAAAUAUUUAUUGUGCUUUUAUUC